Molecule: messenger RNA, 1227 nt
Organism: Fusarium subglutinans
Lineage: Eukaryota; Fungi; Ascomycota; Sordariomycetes; Hypocreales; Nectriaceae
Product: glycoside hydrolase
Exons: 2
Coding region: 1-1227 (408 amino acids)
Biological process (GO): glucan catabolic process
Cellular component (GO): cell surface; extracellular region
Molecular function (GO): glucan exo-1,3-beta-glucosidase activity
Source: RefSeq, a predicted model, not a curated record
AUGCAUAUUCCCUCUCUUUUCUCUUCAGCUCUGCUGUUUUCAACCGCCCUCGCAGUGCCCCAGCCUGAUUACAUUCCUCAUGUCAAACCCCAUAACCAGCGAUAUGAGCACACGAUUAACUUCCCCAAGGGUUGCGAAAGUGGUAAAUUUAUCAACUGGAAGACGUACAAGGCCAAUGGUGUCAAUCUAGGAGCUUGGCUUGCCAAGGAAAAGACCCAUGAUCCCGUCUGGUGGAAUUCGCUUGGUACCAAAGCCGCUGCUACUAUCGAUGAAUGGGGCUUGUGCCAGGCUCUUGGAAAGCAAUGUGGCCCAAUUUUGGAGAAGCGCUACGAAUCUUUCCUCAAUACCUCUACCAUCAAUACCCUUCGCAUCACUACCACCUACGCCGCCUGGGUCAAGGUCCCUGGCUCCGCUUUCUACCAUGGCAGACAACAGGACCAUCUACGAAAGAUUACUCAAUAUGCUAUUGAACGAUACAACAUGCAUAUCAUCAUCGGUCUUCACUCCCUACCCGGCGGUGUGAACAACCUCGACAUUGGUGAAGCUUUCGGGCAUGACGGUUGGUUCUAUAAUUCUACCAAUCUGGCCUGGAGUUUCAAGGCUGUUGACAAGGUUCUCGACUUUGUCAAAACCAGCGGCCAUAAGAAUGCCUUCACGAUCGCUCCCCUCAACGAGGUCAGCGAUAACUUGGCUGGUUUCGGCUCAGCAGCUGGUCUAUCCGACAAAGCGACCAACUGGGUUCUCACAUACAUGAAUGGGGUUUUCCAGCGCGUCGAAGCCGUCGACAAGCGUAUCCCCGUGAUGCUCCAAGACAACUUCAAGGGUGCCGCCUUCUGGUCCCCGCUGUUUGACAAGAAGCGCAACCUUGUCAUCGACUCUCACGUCUAUUACUUUGCCGCAUCGGGUACCUACUCACAGUAUGUCGCACCUGCUGUGUGCGGACAAGCAAAGUACCUGGCUGAGGAGACCAAGUUCCCUGUGUUUGUCGGUGAAUGGUCUUUGCAGACUAUAUACAACAACACCCUAUCGGUGCCUAGCCGCAAAACCAUCUUCGAUACUCAGCGCUAUGCCUGGCAGAAGUAUGUGGCUGGUGGUGCUUUCUGGACAGCUGUGUCUUACUCCACUACGCCUGUGGAUGGACAAGGUAUCCAGAGGGAUUACUGGAGUUAUGUUGACCUGAUCAGGGCUGGCGUUAUUACUAAGGCUACAACUAAGAGCUAUUGCUAA